GAGAGGAAGGUGUGAAUUGGUGGGCCAGUUGCAUGGCCCUGAAAAUGCUACUUGUGUAGGCUUUUGUACCACGUCUUUUACCAAAUCCCAUUGUAGAUUACACUUCCAACCUACUCAGACCCAAACGGAAUAUGUCAGUCUGAAGGAUGGCUUUUUACCAUUAAUUCUGAAACCAAAUUGGAUUUAAACGUUGCACGUUUUUCUUCGCCACUUGCAGAUUUUGCUUUAACCAAUCCGUGAGAUAGCAUUACAGGUUUGCAUGCAGAUUCUGAGAGUGGUCUGACAGUUUUUUUUGGCUCACAUGCAUCAACCGCCCACUUGUAGGGUUUUAUGAGUGAUGGUUAUCUCUCGCUCUGACAGUGGGUCUCGCUCUCAUUGUGUUGCACUGGGUCUUAGUGCACAUCUCAGGAUGUGCAGUUGUCAUCUUUAACGUGGCCAGAGACGGUUUGCACAUGGCUACAGGUAAAAUUUCGUAUCCUUCGGUGUUUGUGGUGGACAGCCCCACGAGACCCCCUCCGCUGCCGCCCAAACCUGGCUAUAGACAGCGGCAGAAGCGGACCCAGACGCUGCUGGGGAUCCUGGUCAUUCUGGCUCUGUGUGGAUUGACCGUUGAGGCUUGCUUCAUCUACCGGCUGUACUCAACCAAAGAACAGCCUACCACUCCACAUGAACCUCAGACUGCCAUGAGUAAACAAGAGAAAGAAGAUGCACUCAGCAAACACAAACAUCUUGGAGAAAUGAAGCCGUCAAAACCAAUGGCACAACUGACAACUGGUAAUUCAACUUUUAAUGGAGUCGUGCUGUGGAAUAAGCAUCAUGAAUCCAUCCUCCACCAAGUCAAAUUCAAUCCAGCAGAGGGAAAACUCGUCAUGGAGAAAGAGGGAUAUUAUUCCGUCUACUCUAAGAUCCACUUCCGUGAGGAUAAAUUCACAUGCACCCACUCUGUACUGCGGACUACAGAUCGAUAUGGGGGUGAGAUUCUGCUUCUCCAGUCCUCUAGGAUUCAUCCUAGACUCCAGAAGCCGGGACUCAUAGACAACAGCUUCCUCAGCGGCAUGUUUCAUCUCUACAAAGGAGAUGCUGUCUUUGUCAGGGUGAAAAAUUGUACACUUGUGUUGUCCAAUGCUGCUGAGAUCUACUUUGGUGUGUUCAUGGUUUAGAUUAAAUCUGGUUUAAAUCUGUUACCAAACAAUCUCAGGGGGGAAAAAAGAGCUUUCACUGGGGUAGUUCCAUUUGAAAAGGUAUGGGUAAAGGGAAGUGCAUUAGGUGUUACUUUAUGAAAAGGUACCGUCCCAGUGACAGCUUUUGAACUGGUGUUUCUGUAAAAGUUGUAGAAGUUGAAUGAGUGCACCACUAGAUUUGGAUGGAAAAUAUUUAUUUUUAUAUUUAUUUUUCAAGUAAGUAAUUGUUCCACCUGAAAAAAAGCUAGAAACGCCAAAUUAAUAAACUAUGAAAGGACAUGUGAGG
Messenger RNA from Pimephales promelas (fathead minnow), 1467 nucleotides. It is a transcript of the gene tnfsf14a, whose product is annotated as TNF superfamily member 14a. Gene Ontology annotation, molecular function: tumor necrosis factor receptor binding. The record is from RefSeq and is a predicted model, not a curated record. Gene Ontology annotation, biological process: immune response. NCBI's taxonomy places the organism in Eukaryota, Metazoa, Chordata, Actinopteri, Cypriniformes, Leuciscidae. Gene Ontology annotation, cellular component: membrane.